GUAACCACUACAUCAUUAUCUAACAACAACAACGACAACAAAAACCCAGCUUCUUCGCAUGGCCUCCUCAGUAUUAUUCCUGAUCACCCUCACCGCCCUCUCCUUGCUCGCCGCCGUGAGCGGUGGCUACGUCGGCCCCCGGGUCGGGGGCAGGACCGCCGUGCCGGACGUGAGGUCGAACCAGGAGGUGCAGGACCUGGGGCGGUACUCGGUUGAAGAGUACAACCGCAUGCAGCGCCGGCAGCGGGGCAGCGGCGGCGGCAGAGGAGGGGAUAAUGGGGAGAUCGUGUUCGGGGAGGUGGUCGGGGCGGAGAGGCAGGUGGUGGCGGGGAUCAAGUACUACCUGAAGAUCGAGGGGAUGCAGCGCGGGGCGAGGAAGGUGUUCGAGUCGGUGGUGGUGGUGAGGCCGUGGGUGCGGUCCAAGGAGCUCGUCACCUUCGGGCCAUCCAGAGGCGGAGACGGCGGCAGCAGCAAGUCCGGGUUGUCCGGGUUUUGAGAUGGCUUUCGGGGUUGAAGGGGAAGGCUUAGAGAUCAGUGAACAAUCCGGCUUUUAUUGAGUGAAUAACGAGUUUGACCUUUCUUUUUUUUUCUCUUGGGGGGUUUUUUUGGGUUCGUCUCCGUCGAGUUCUGUCUCUGCAUGCACAGGUGAGUUUGAGCCGUGUCAUAGUAUGAAUAAUCAAAAUAAUGGAAAGCACGUUUGU
Messenger RNA from Eucalyptus grandis, 701 nucleotides. Its product is annotated as cysteine proteinase inhibitor B. The transcript has a single exon. Gene Ontology annotation, molecular function: cysteine-type endopeptidase inhibitor activity. Lineage: Eukaryota; Viridiplantae; Streptophyta; Magnoliopsida; Myrtales; Myrtaceae. Bases 59 to 496 code for a protein of 145 amino acids. The record is from RefSeq and is a predicted model, not a curated record.